Messenger RNA from Solanum pennellii, 1874 nucleotides. Its product is annotated as girdin-like. The coding region runs from base 33 to 1874 and encodes 613 amino acids. The transcript has 2 exons. The record is from RefSeq and is a predicted model, not a curated record. NCBI's taxonomy places the organism in Eukaryota, Viridiplantae, Streptophyta, Magnoliopsida, Solanales, Solanaceae.
UUCGACCUGAGACUUUCAAGAUAGCGAGCUUAAUGGCGAGCGGUAAAAGGGUUAGCCUUGCGGUUCCAAUUUCAACAAGCAUAUAUCAUGGCUUAAAUAAAAUUUCAAAUUCUUCACAGUUGGACCAUGUAAGAGUUUGUUUUCCCAUUCACUAUGUCUAUGGUUGGCUUGCUUAUUAUCUCAAAACACACUAUCCGCUUACUAGUGGACCUUCUCUACCACGAAUGGUGGUAUAUUCUGGAGAAGGUGCUGCAAAGUAUUUUGACAAAGAUGAGGCAAGAAAGCGUGUUCAUCGGGGGGAGAACAUUGUGUGGAAUGCAACCAUGCUUAGUAGGCCUCACCCAACUUAUUAUCUUGAUGAUGAAAAAUCAUCAGAGUUGGAUCAAGCUUAUUUUAUGAGCAUUCGUUUUAAUUAUCUUCCAUUGAGGAGAGGAGGUUCCUUUGUCAUUGAGCCAUAUAGUCCGCACCGAUUUAGUCGCCAAUUUGGUUUCCAUCAAGAUAAUCCUGGCUAUUUAGAAAAUGAUAUUCGUGUUGAGUCACUUGAUGAAGGCCUUAUAUACUGGCGCAUUUGUGUAUCACGUGUGACUAUGUCUACAGCGACAUUUCCUCCUGCGGUAACUUCCGCAAAGAAGCUUUAUACCACCCAAUAUUCAUCUUGGUGGGAGAGGUCCUAUGGAACGUUUCUUGAGGAUAAUUUGGAUGUUAUGGUGGAAAAAGCUGGGUCAGAAUUUGUUACCCUUCUAGAAGACAAAAGUCAAGAUAUCGAGAAAACACUUUCAAAAGUCAAGACACCACUUGCUCCCCAACAUCAAAGUAAGAAGCUUAACUUUUCUAAGGCAUCUAAGAAAGAACUGGUUCAUACUCCUACCGAUAAAGAGAAAUCCCCCCAAUUUCUCUUCUCUAGUAAACGGUCCCUUCAAGAAACAAGCAAAACUAGCAAGGAUCGAUGUUGGAAGAGGCAAAGAAUUGAACUAUCUGGGGCUGAAAUUGUAGAAGUCCGAAGUGUCGAUAAUCCUUCUAGAUCAUUGACAAUUCAGAGUAACAAGGUUGAUGCUGAUGGACAUUUACAAGGAUCACCGCGUGAGAGGCCACAAGUUAGCGAAGAGUCUACAGCGAUAUUGAGACCUAAGGCAAAACCAAUUUCAAAUAUCGAGAAAGAUCAAGAUUCAUCGUCUACUUCUCGUGGCCAAGCUUUAAAAGGGUUGGCUCCUAACUCAAAUGAGCUUUCCCGAGUUCUUCCCAAGAUAAAUGGUGCUAUGUCUGUCUUCGAAGGAAGAGGUGUGGUGUUUAAUCACAAAAGGAAGUAUAUCUUGGGUCUUUGGGAAGAGAUCUGUAGAAAACUUUCCAGAACUUCUCUAAACAAUAUUUCAUCUUACAAAGAUGAUAUUUAUGAGAUUUUCAAGGAGAUGAGUGAGAUGAAUUUAUUUGAUCUUUCACCAUUAAAAAGCUUGGUAGAUUCUCUUUUUGAUCAUGCUACUUCUUAUGAUCAAGAACACUCUAAUUUUGUUGACAAGGCGCCUGGAGAUAGGAAGAUGGAACUGCUUUCCAAUGCCAAAGAGCGUCUCGAAUUAUUCAAAGUAGAGGAAUGUGAGAAGGCAAAACAUGUCUCUUCUAACAAGAAAUCGCUAAAGAAGGUUAAGCGGAAGCUAGCAACUUUACAAGGAGAGCGAGAGGGUCUUGAAGCUGUUUUAGACGCUGCUAAGAAGAACGUCGAGGAGAUUCAAGCCAAGAUUUUAGCUAUGGAAGAUGAGAUAUCCUCGUAUGAGAAUAUGAGUUUAUUAACGCCUGAAGAUUCAAUUCGCAUGGAACAGAAAAGAGAGUGCUUGGAGGCUAGUCGACAAGAUUUGACCAACUACAAGUUACGCUUAGAUUAG